This is a messenger RNA of Hyposmocoma kahamanoa, 915 nucleotides long. RefSeq names its product odorant receptor 85b-like. Gene Ontology annotation, biological process: sensory perception of smell; detection of chemical stimulus involved in sensory perception of smell. The record is from RefSeq and is a predicted model, not a curated record. The transcript has 8 exons. Lineage: Eukaryota; Metazoa; Arthropoda; Insecta; Lepidoptera; Cosmopterigidae. Gene Ontology annotation, molecular function: odorant binding; olfactory receptor activity. Gene Ontology annotation, cellular component: plasma membrane. Bases 1 to 915 code for a protein of 304 amino acids.
AUGGUAGGUUUUCUCUCACUUAUAUACAAGAAGAAUGAAAUGAAGGCUUUAAUGUACGACGUCGCUGAGGUGUGGCCGACGGAUCUUGGUGGCAACAAAAUCAAGGAAGAAAUUAAGAAAAAUUGGCUAAGGCCUAAUGCUGUAGUGUUUUUGUUAUCAAUUGUCGCUUUUUACACCCCUGCAUUGAUUCUAACGCUGUACGACCAAUACGCGAAUGAUGGAACCGUUUUUGUAUUUCCGUUCAAAAUGUAUUACUUUUGCCAAAAUAACACGACACUCUACUCGUAUCUACUAGUUUUUGUCUUUGAAAUAAUUUUCAGUACAUGUUUACACAUGCUCGUGCAUGCACCAUGUAAUCUUAUGUUAACCAUCCUAACCUGUAAUAUUAGUAUGAUGAUGCGUUGGCUACAAAUUGAUCUAGAGAAUGUUCUGGAAGUCAGCGAUGGAAGAGCAGUCUUUGACGAGGAUAAACUUAAGAAUAUUGUUAAAGUUCAUCAAAAACUUUUGAGACUCUGCGAGAAAUUGAACGAAUGUUUCGGUAUAGCAAUAUUCGUAUCAGUGGUUUCUUCCUCACUUAUUAUUGGUUUCCUUGCAUUCUUGACUUUGGCAAUAGAUAAGAAAUACAUAGUGGCUACAUUUGUCAUUAGCUUUGAAAUGUUAAACUUGUCCUGGCCUGGGCAGUUGCUUGCAGAUAUGAGUUACGACAUAGCAGAGGCUGCUUACAGAACUCAAUGGUAUGACGCCGACUUAAAAUUCAAGAAAUUCAUCUACAUUAUUAUUCUGAGGUCUCAAAAGCCUGCCCAAUUGAGUGUAUUGGGAUUUACAAACUUGACACUUAGGGUAUUUGCAAAAGUUUUAAGUUCUGCAUGGUCGUAUCUCUCCAUUUUGAAUUGUGCAUAUGCGUCUCGAAAUUAA